UCACUCACUCACUUACUGCUCGUUCCUGAUGUCAGAUCGAUAUUCCAUCAAUAAUGUGGGAGACGUUCGAGAAGCUCGGAUUACAGGAAAAGAAAACCAGAUUUCGAGUCAAUUGUGGCUGAUGGGCUGGAACUCCGCCCACGGUUGUCUCGGCUUUCCAUGAUGUACUAUGAUGUAUACGACGUUGAACCCCAUGAUUUCUGCCCUCGGAAACCGAAUGUCCAUGAUGCAACAAGAAAAGAAGCGGGGACCGAUGCUUCUGUUACUUUCUUUCUUGCUUCGAGACAUCAGAGGUUAGCUGUCAGUACCCCCCUAUGCAUCCCUGACGUUGAAUUUCUCAACCCGGACUGAAGUAGUGAUGAUGAUGAUGAUGAUCUUUCUGGUCCAAGCCACGGCUCGGCGUCGGGCGGUGGUCGCGUUGUGUUGGCCCAAGCUUAUGCCGAUCCACUCACGGCCAGGCAACCGUCAACCCUCAGCCAUCACAGGAAGUCCGAAUACGAGCUUGCUGUCGACAAAUAUCCCUGGAUUUAGGGGAGGGAGGAGAAUAAGGGUUUUGAUUUCAAUAUCGGACCCUUUCUGAUAGUUAAUUUGGUAAGAAUAGAUGAGACACGUUCACUGCCCCCCUCUAGUACUAUUAUCUUAUUGUUCUCGCAUCCCUUUCUGAUUCGCAAGGUAUACCUCCAUUCUGGGGUUGCUUUGCUGCCUAUGCGGCUGGAAUUAGACUGCGGCAUUCCUUCGUCCUUUAAUCUUAGCUCACCAUUAAUCCCAGCAACGAAUCUAUCAAGGUAACUAUCGAAAAGCACUGCCCGCUGUGCUACGUAAGAAGAAGC
Messenger RNA from Aspergillus vadensis CBS 113365, 830 nucleotides. RefSeq lists its product as uncharacterized. The record is from RefSeq and is a predicted model, not a curated record. The coding region runs from base 160 to 351 and encodes 63 amino acids. Lineage: Eukaryota; Fungi; Ascomycota; Eurotiomycetes; Eurotiales; Aspergillaceae. The transcript has a single exon.